AUGUCUCGCAUGAACGACUUUGUGUUGCAACAACUCGUACAAGAAAACGAAAGACUGAGAAAAGAGUUAGAAGCAUGUCAAAAGGCAAUUCCAGUCUCCGAAGCAAGUAAAUCACUCAUUUCAUAUUGUGAAAAUACUCCUGACAUGUUAGUCAAAGCAGAACCAAAUACAAAGAAUCGAUUUCACACAAGUGGAGGAGGUGGAGGUGGUUUGUGUGGUGGGGGAUCUUCCGAUUAA
This is a messenger RNA of Naegleria lovaniensis, 237 nucleotides long. RefSeq lists its product as uncharacterized. Lineage: Eukaryota; Heterolobosea; Eutetramitea; Acrasida; Naegleriidae. The transcript has a single exon. The coding region runs from base 1 to 237 and encodes 78 amino acids. Gene Ontology annotation, biological process: G protein-coupled receptor signaling pathway. The record is from RefSeq and is a predicted model, not a curated record.